Rana temporaria (common frog) is the source of this 1498-nucleotide messenger RNA. RefSeq names its product RNA polymerase I and III subunit C (gene POLR1C). Gene Ontology annotation, cellular component: RNA polymerase I complex; RNA polymerase III complex. The record is from RefSeq and is a predicted model, not a curated record. The transcript is spliced from 9 exons. Gene Ontology annotation, molecular function: protein dimerization activity; DNA binding. NCBI's taxonomy places the organism in Eukaryota, Metazoa, Chordata, Amphibia, Anura, Ranidae. Gene Ontology annotation, biological process: DNA-templated transcription. The coding region runs from base 46 to 1083 and encodes 345 amino acids.
AUUGGAUGUGGCAGAGGUAGGCGGGUCGCGUGGGAGGCGUCAGAGAUGGCGACGACGGUGGAGCAGAUGAGAAGCCGCGUGCGGCUGGGAGAAUUCUCACUGCAGAAUGUGCACAGUACGGAUUUCCCUGGGAAUUACCCCGGAUAUGACGACACCUGGGACCUGGAGCGCUUCCAGAAGAAUUUCCGGAUAGAGGUCACCAAGAUGGAGGACGACCUCCUGGAAUUUGACAUGGUGGGAAUAGACGCGGCGCUGGCCAACGCAUUCCGGCGCAUCCUGCUGGCCGAGGUCCCCACCAUGGCCAUAGAGAAAGUCUAUGUCUAUAAGAACACGUCGAUCAUACAGGACGAGAUCCUCGCCCACCGCCUGGGCCUCAUCCCAAUCCGUGCCGACCCUCGCCUAUUCGAGUAUCAGAAUUCGGAUGAUGCAGAGGGAACGGAGAUCGACACGCUGCAGUUCGAGCUGAAUGUGAAAUGUACGCGGAACCCCCGGGCGGCCAAGGACUCCUCCGACCCCAGCGAGCUCUACCUGGACCAUAAAGUAUACACCAGUCACAUGAAGUGGCUCCCUCAGGGGAACCAAUCCGAUCUCUUCCAUGACAUCGAGCCGCCUCGGACCGUGCACAGCGACAUCCUCAUCGCCCAGCUUCGGCCUGGCCAGGAGAUCCACGUCAUUGUGCACUGCGUCAAGGGAGUUGGUAAGGACCACGCCAAGUUCUCUCCCGUGGCCACGGCCAGUUACCGCUUACUGCCGGAGAUCACACUGCUGCAGCCCAUAGAGGGUGACAUGGCGGAGAGGCUGCAGAAGUGUUUCUCGCCCGGAGUUAUCGCGUUGGAUGAUGUGAAUGGGAAGAAAGUUGCUCGUGUAGAAAACUCGCGGAUCGACACGUGUAGCAGAGAGAUCUUCCGCCACGAUGACCUGAAAGACCUGGUGCGCAUGACACGCGUGCGGGACCACUUUAUAUUUUCCAUAGAGUCUACUGGCAUCCUAGCCCCGGACAUCCUGAUGAAAGAAUCCAUCAUGGGUCUGAUGGGGAAAUGUCGCCGCUUCCUGGAUGAGUUGGAUGCCGCGCAGAUGGACUGAAGCUGAGGGAAUGCGUCUUCUUCUCCUCCUGAAGAGCUGGGCCAACGCAGUGUUUUCUGGAAGCACUGGCUGCAUGAGACUGUUCAAUCAGAUGAUUGGUUCUGUGUGCAGGACUUUGGCCCCCCAGUUGGGUGGUGCCUUAUAAUGUCAGCUGAACUGUGAUUGGAUAAUAUAUUCCCUGCUUGUGACCGCUGUUCUGGUCAUGAUACGGAGAGUCUGUGAACCAGAGAGAGUUAAAUUAUGAUUUUUUUUCAGUCUGUUGGAUGAGAAUGCUGAACAUUUUGGGGGGGAAACAGAUCUUUACCAUAUAUUUUUUUUUUAUAUAUGAUGAUUCCAGAAGAUGGCACAGAAUUGAUCUGUUAUUGUAAGAUGUAUUCUGCCUGGGAAUAAAAUAUUGGGGGAUGCUGAUGUGUUA